Manduca sexta (tobacco hornworm) is the source of this 847-nucleotide messenger RNA. Its product is annotated as protein THEM6-like. The record is from RefSeq and is a predicted model, not a curated record. The transcript is spliced from 4 exons. Lineage: Eukaryota; Metazoa; Arthropoda; Insecta; Lepidoptera; Sphingidae. Bases 122 to 733 code for a protein of 203 amino acids.
UUCUCACAUUUUACACGUCGAAUCAAAUAAUUACUUUAGAUUGAGUAGAACAUAUUGCCUUCGUAUAUAGCAUAGUAUUUACGUUUUAGUGUCAUAAUUUAUUGUAAUAAAGAGCACAGCAAUGUCAUUUUUUACGUUAUUAAUCACUUUCAUAUUAUUAAAUGUGAUUUGCGAUUUAAAUUACUUUGUGCGUACAUUGUUCUGUGUUUUAACAGGUAGAAUAUAUCAAUGUAAUAAUACUUUGAAGGAUGUUACCACAAUAUAUGGCAUGUGCACAUUUCAAAACUGUGAUGUUACGUUUAAGAACAUCCGAAUAGCUAAAUUGGUCCGGGAGCUUGAUUUCGCUCGGUAUCACUUCUAUGAUAGAACUGGCAUAUAUCAGCGCAGUCAGAAGUUUAGAAUCAAAUCGUUGCAAGGAUGUACUUUGAUCAUAACUUCAGAACCGGUGCCAAUGUUUCAAACCUACAAAAUAAACACAAAGCUUGUGUACUGGGACGAUCGCUCUUUAUUCUUAGAACAUGAAGUGGUGACACUGCGAGACGGCAAAGUCCGUCAUUUGUUGGUAUCUCGUCAACAUGCCAUAGGCCCUAAUGGAAACUCAAUUGCAAUACUUCUGAAAGACCUGGUUGGAUCAGAGUCUAAGCCGAGCUGUCCCGAUUACAUUACACAUUGGCUUCAUAGUAUGGAAUUAUCUAGUUUGCGAUUAAGAAAUGCUCAUCACAUGCAAAAUUAAUAUUUGUUAACGAGAAAAGUCUCAAGAUUGAUUACUCAUUGGUCAGUACCUAUUGGUGACGAAAGAAUGUAGGCAGAAGGUUAUAGAAAAAUAUAAGUACAAAAUAUAUUAUUC